GACGCUGCUGCUGAGAAGAUGGCGGCGACGGCGACUCUCCCACUUUCGACUACGGCCUCGGCCACAGCGAUGGCCACCGCGGCUACUCUCGGAGAGGUGGAGGAUGAAGGGCUUCUGGCGUCGCUGUUCCGGGACCGCUUCCCGGAGGCCCAGUGGCGGGAGCGGCCCGACGUGGGCCGCUACCUCAGGGAGUUGAGCGGCUCGGGGCUGGAACGGCUGCGGCGCGAGCCCGACCGCCUGGCCGAGGAGCGAGCGCAGCUGCUGCAGCAGACGCGCGACUUGGCCUUCGCCAACUACAAGACCUUCAUCCGCGGCGCCGAGUGCACCGAGCGCAUCCACCGCCUCUUUGGCGACGUGGAGGAGUCGCUUGGCCGCCUGCUCGACCGCUUGCCCAGCUUCCAGCAGAGCUGCAGGAAUUUUGUGAAAGAGGCUGAGGAGAUCAGCUCCAAUCGCCGAAUGAACACCCUGACUCUAAACCGGCACACGGAAAUCCUGGAAAUCCUGGAGAUCCCUCAGCUCAUGGACACCUGUGUCCGGAACAGCUAUUAUGAAGAGGCCCUGGAGCUUGCAGCCUACGUACGCCGACUGGAAAGGAAAUACUCCUCCAUCCCUGUCAUCCAGGGCAUUGUGAAUGAAGUGCGCCAGUCCAUGCAGCUGAUGCUGAGCCAGCUGAUCCAACAACUGAGGACGAACAUCCAGCUCCCUGCCUGCCUCCGUGUCAUUGGCUUCUUACGGCAAAUGGAUGUCUUCACCGAGGCUGAGUUGAGGGUCAAGUUUCUUCAGGCCCGAGAUGCUUGGCUCCGUUCUAUCCUGACUGCCAUCCCCAGUGAUGAUCCCUAUUUCCACAUCACGAAAACCAUCGAGGCCUGCCGUGUCCAUCUGUUCGAUAUUAUCACCCAGUACCGUGCCAUCUUCUCAGACGAGGACCCGUUGCUGCCCCCUGCCAUAGGCGAGCACACCGUGAAUGAGAGUGCCAUCUUCCAUGGCUGGGUGCUGCAGAAAGUCUCACAAUUCCUGCAGGUGCUGGAGACCGACCUUAACCGAGGGAUAGGCAGCCGUCUGGACUCUCUGCUGGGCCAGUGCAUGUACUUUGGACUGUCUUUUAGCCGGGUAGGGGCUGAUUUCCGGGGUCAGUUAGCUCCUGUUUUCCAGCGAGUGGCUAUCAGCACUUUCCAGAAAGCAAUUCAGGAAACGGUCGAGAAGUUCCAGGAUGAAAUGAACUCCUACACCCUCAUCUCGGCUCCAGCCAUCCUGAGCAGCAGUAACCUGCCUGCUGCCGUUCCAGUCACUCAGCCGGGGACCCUGCAGCCGCCCAUGGUGCUCUUAGACUUCCCACCCCUUGCCUGCUUCCUCAACAAUAUUCUGGUCGCCUUCAAUGAUCUGCGCCUCUGCUGCCCCAUGGCCCUGGCACAGGAUGUGACUGCGGCCCUGGAAGAUGCCCUUGCCAAGGUAACAAAAGUAAUCCUGGCCUUCCAUCGUGCCGAAGAGGCUGCCUUCAGCAGUGGGGAGCAAGAGCUCUUUGUCCAGUUCUGCACUGUCUUCCUGGAAGACCUCGUUCCUUAUUUAAAUCGCUGUCUCCAAGUCCUUUUUCCUCCAGCUCAGAUGGCACAGACCUUAGGUAUUCCACCCACUCAGCUCUCCAAGUACGGAAACCUGGGGCAUGUGAACGUCAGCGUCGUCCAGGAGCCUCUGGCUUUUAUCCUGCCGAAGAGAGAGAUGGCCUUCUGUCUAGACGACAAGGCGCUAGUCCCCGAGUUCACAGCUCCAGCGCCAGAACCCUCCGCCGAGGGGCCAGUCCUCGAACCUGUCACCCCGGCUUUCCCUGACGGGGGGCAACAGGAGGUGGGAUCCGUGGGACCGCCGCAGGAAGCCGACGAGCCUAGUGCAGGCACUUGA
Lipotes vexillifer (Yangtze River dolphin) is the source of this 1896-nucleotide messenger RNA. RefSeq names its product component of oligomeric golgi complex 8 (gene COG8). The record is from RefSeq and is a predicted model, not a curated record. Gene Ontology annotation, cellular component: COG complex. The transcript is spliced from 5 exons. Lineage: Eukaryota; Metazoa; Chordata; Mammalia; Artiodactyla; Lipotidae. The coding region runs from base 19 to 1896 and encodes 625 amino acids. Gene Ontology annotation, biological process: intra-Golgi vesicle-mediated transport.